Molecule: messenger RNA, 6302 nt
Organism: Chara braunii
Lineage: Eukaryota; Viridiplantae; Streptophyta; Charophyceae; Charales; Characeae
Source: the annotation of a GenBank genome assembly
CACGGCCUCGAUGACGAGAUUGAUGUUGGGAAAUGUUUUAAGUCCACGAAGGAUAACCCACAGACAUGGACAGAUUUGCAGGUCCAAAGAUGAGCAACUCAGUUCACGGGGUUAGUACUUAUGUCUGCCGAUCGGAACAACGGUGACAGCCCUGUUGUCUGCCCCGUGCUUUACCGCCACGCCUUUGGAGUCAUGUUCACUUGGAACACCGACUACGAAAAGGUGGAAAGCACUGAGGAAGCGGUAUUGGGCAUAUGUAAGAGGGUCUAUUUGGAGGCUGGACUUACAACAGUCGGAUGGAACGUUAGGCAAGACUUACAUCAUCCUUACGUACAAAGACCUGCAACGUUGGAGUCCAAUCCACCCUGCCUGCAGCGAUCUGGCUAUGCUGGACAGCGAAGGUGUGCUCGGGCCCUGUAUUGCCUCAUCACGAGAUAUGAUUGUCAACUGAACUUCCACCUCAGCUCGACGCAGGUCCUGAAGGAGGAAGCGCUGAACGUGGGACUUUCAAUGAGUGCACAAGGGUGUACAUCGGCGAAGGGGAGUUGCUACGACAUCAAGGAGAUGUUCUCCUCGAUACCCCAUGAGGCCGUAAGAGAUGCGGUGUUCGAGCUCCUUCGCACACAGGUGGCGACUAGAGGCAAGAAUUGUCUACUGUCCAAGACGGGGCGAGCAGAAGCCAGCUACGUGACGAUCAAAAUUGAGGACAUUUACAAGAUGGUCGUGUACGACCUCUCACACGCGUACAUGGUUUGUGGAGAAGUAAUCAAGAGGCGAGUAGUUGGAAUUCUGAUGGGUAAAACCAUGAGCCCAGUACUUGCCACUGUGACUUGUGCAAUGGCGGAAAGUAAAUUUCUGCAGUUGCGAGGUGCGGACAGCAAACUCGUCAAGGGUUGGAGGAUGGUUGACAACGUUUCGUUUAUAGUUGGCUUUUGCAGUAAGGAGGGAUCUGGAACUAAGGCCCAGGACGUUCUCGCGGCUUUCGAGGCUGUGUACGGUCCAAGACUCAAGCUCGUACGGAAGGAUGACGACACGAACUCGUUGAAUGUCAUCGGGGUACCAAGCGCUGCCACAUGCAUAAGUAACAUGCUUGCUGAGAGUCGUUCGCUCACUCACUUCAAGGCAAACAGAUGUGUGCUCGACUUAAGAGGGGCACUUGACCUCGUAAAGGGUGUGACAAACAGCAUCAGCUUGCAAGAAUGCAGUCUUUCGGACACCUUCCUUCCGCCGCAAGCACUCAGUGUACUUUCGGACGGUCUGGCAUCUGCUGUUUAUGGGCAGGGAGAGGCUGCAAGCGCAGGAGCCCAGACACCACUGCCUGUUGCAGGUCCAGUCGGACAAAUUUGUGAGGCUGCAGAAUUUCCCAGCUGCGCAGCGAGAUCUGGGAAGGGUCUCAGUCAGCUUCGCAAACUUGAGCUUUCGUAUCUAGGAGGUGGCUGCGCAAGCGAUCGUGAAAGUGCACCGCAGGCUCUCGCCAGGUUAUUGAGAAUGAACAACACUCUGAAGGAGCUAAGGAUCUCAAACGCCUGCUCAUGCGACGAAAUUCUGUCAUCCAUGGAAGGUCUCAGGGGUAAUCACUGCUUAGAAGUCCUCCAGUACUGCUCUGCAGAUCCUCACGUGUCUACUGAAGAAAGAGCGCGUAUGCUGUGUAUCCUAGACCACAACACGACUCUCAAACGUUUGUUGUUUGGUACAUUCACAGAUGCUGAGAUCCAAAGGAAGCUGCAUAAAAACAAUUUCCAGCGAGAGUUGCUUGAUGCCUUGGACUACGCCAGUGGCUGGCGCAUGAGCUGCUUUUUGGGAGACGACCUUCCUCCUCCUCUGCCCCCACCUCUUUACCAGUCAGGCGGCGAACAGAACCCAUCUGACAUGCCAUCCAAUUUACGUUUCACAGCUGAUGCGACUCCCAGUCAGCUCACUGGAUCACUGCAGUGGCUGUCAGACCCAGAUCAGACACUGCAGCGCGAAUGGGAGUCCUUGCGCGGCAGUGCUUGCAUGGCUGCAGAGGGGAUAUGGAGGUUGCGGCGCCAGAUUUGCGAUGCAGUUUCACUGGAAGCUAAACAGCGGACCUUUUUAAAACAUCUGGAGUCGGGAAGGCUUGCCAAAGCGGAAAGAAUUGUGUUCAAAGGGUCGGCGACCCAGGCACUACAGUUCGAGGAUGAUCUCUGCUCUCCCAGGCCUCUUGAGCUGUCAAAAGGCCUGAAUUUCUGGAUCGAGGUGUGCAUGUCUCGCCUAGGAAGAUUCUUGUCUUUGCACGGACCCUCCCUCCAUCGCCUGAGGCGAAUAGCGCUCCAUGACAUGGUUGGCACACACAUAUCAGAACAGUUCCUCAUGGAACUUGGUUAUUUCCUGAGACGAAAGUCGUGCCUCGUUCAAGAACUCGUGUUUACGUUGUGCGAUUUUAGUAUGGCAGGAAGAGCUGGCUGCUUGAUAGGCGAUACAUUAGCACAAAGUUCCUCGUUGACGGUGUUUCACGCUACGUCUUGCAGUUUCGGUUUUGGAGGGGCGAUUGCAUUGGUUGAGGGUAUAACGAGGAGCAAUAGUCUUCAGGAGUGUGAUCUCUCUGGCACAUUACUUCCAGGACAGGCAUUGACAGUGUUCGCAAACAAUCUGGCAUCUACAAGAAACAAGGCAGCAGCUGCAAAGGAGGUUGACGUAAGCGAUGCGUCAAUGGAAAGCGGCGAGGCAGGACCGACGAAGAGGGCCGCAACGUGGCCAGCGAAAACCACGCUCCGAUGCACCCGACUCCGCAAGCUGACACUGAGUUACAUUACCGAGGGUUUGGCCGACCAUCGCGAGUGCGCCAGCAAGGCUGUUGCAAGACUUUUGACAACAAAUGAUACCUUGAAGGAGCUCCACAUUACUAAUCGAGCCCCAGUUUCCGAUAUCAUAGCGGUCUUGGAAGGUCUCGCGGAUAAUAACUGUCUAGAAACUCUCAGGUGUUCCUGUGAACAUUCUGGUGUCACUGCGGAAGAAAAAGGGCGCAUACUGUUCCUUGUCGACAAAAUGACGCACAUCAAGCAACUACAUCUAGGCUUGUCCGUGGAGGCUGAAAUCAAUACGAAGCUGAGAAGGUAUGCCUUGGAGCGUGAAUUUCUGCGCAGCACUGGAACUCUCGAAUACGUCAGUGGGCGACACAUAAGGUGCUUUUUGGUUGGCCAUCCACGUGCAGGGAAGACCACGCUAAGGAAGUCCCUUUGCCGAGGCAGGUGGAAGGCCAUGGUCACAAUAGAGAAGCCACCAAAGUACAUGCAAAGGAAAAAACACAGACAGACAAGAGGAAUUGAGACAAAGGCUAUUCGGGGCCACGGUGGUAUUAGCGUUCAGCUAUGGGACGUGGCUGGGCAGGAGGAAUAUCACACCAUGCAUGACCUUUUCAUGCCCACUCUUGGUGACGAUAUGGCCAGCCCGUCGAUGUUCCUGUUGAUCUGCAAUCCUGCCGACAAAAAGGGAUGGAAAUCGGAGCCAGACUUGCGCAUCCAGCUGGGAUACUGGUUGAAAUUCAUUGGUGCUAACACCGUUGCAGAUUGCAAGCCUCUUGUAGUGCUCGUCUUCAAUCCACACGAUCAGAAUCCGAGCUUGUAUGAAUCCGCAGGUCAGGCAGGAUCAUUACUGGACUGGGUGGACGAACAAUUCGGCGACAAAUUCAACAUUGCCAAAACGCCGUUCGUUGUCGAUGCAAGGCGACGUACAGCCGCGAAGCCGGUGCACGAUUUCCUUAUUCAGCAGGCCGAUUUGAUCCUCCGUGAGGUGAAGGUACUGAAGAUCGUCGACAGAAUUCUCUCUGAGGUUACCGUCAGGUCACGGACAAGCCCCCUUAUCUCUUGGAAGGAAUUUGAUAGUAUCUGUCAAAAAGAAGUUUGCCCUAGCACUGCUGAACUAACUCUCCCCGAUGAAGCUGAGCCACCUGAGAAAGAGGGAUUUGGACUCUCAGAACGGACGACUAGGUAUCUUGCUGGCCUGACAAACACGUUAGCGCACUAUCUUCAUGACAUUGGGGUGGUCAUCUGGUUUCGUGAGAUGCCUUUCCUUGUUGCGAGUCCAGAAUGGUUCUGUUCCAAAGUCGUGGGCGAAAUCAUCCCAACGGAGUGCAGCAAAUCCGGAGUCCAUGAUGGCAUAGCAAGCCAUGAUCUCCUCGUGAGGGUCCUUUCACGAUCUUUCCCGUCGCAAUAUCAAGCAAACGUGGGUGAUCUGAUCACUCUGAUGGUGAAGAUGCACCUGGGCUACGAGUUCAUCCAUCGCAACGAGAAAAGCAUGAUGAUGCCGGCAUGUCUUCCCGAGUGGAGAGACAACACGGAAAUCGCGUGGAAAGUGGAGUGUAAAGAAGAGAUGACUUACUUUGGGUUUCGAAUCGAGUGCAACAACAAGAAGCAGACAAUGCUGACGACUGGGUUCUUUCAUCGGUUGCAGGUCCAAUUGCAUGGCCAGCAUGAAGAUUGUGGCGAGUACCAGCUUGCAAAGGACUUGAUUUACCUUGUCGUAAAUGGACCAGGCGCUGAGGUUUAUCUCGAGUUCUCUGGUUUCUUCGGCGACUGGAUCGAUGUGAUGGUUAAAUGUCCGAGCGACAAGUUUGAAGACAGCAAAUGCUGGGUUGAAGAGAGCAUUAUUUCCAAUGUGCACUGUCUGUGCAGGGAGCCAACUGGUCUGCCUGGAGUGAGCCUGAUGGUCAAGGUCAUACGCCCAAAAUGCGUUGAGGAACUCGUUCCUCGCCAGGACCGCAGCGAAUCGCAGGUUGUUGGCGAACAGGAGAUUCUGCAUAUUCUCAGAAAGUCGGGUCCGAAGCAUUAUUAUGUCUGGCCAGAACUUCGCUGGGGUCAACAACGUGAACGCUAUUUCCCGCGUGAGAAUGGCAAGAAGGUAUUCGAAUUGCUUCGGCCAUCGGUGAUCAAGGAGACAAUGGAAACGAUCAUUACGCAGGGCGAGGAGCUAAGAUGGUUCGUGAAGGAGCUAACUCAGCGUCAAGUUGCCGAAGGCGGCCUGAAACCGUCGAGUCCAGCAGUCGAAAGGUCGCGGAUUGGCGGCGUGGAAGUGGAAGUGGAGGGGUUUUUGCCGGAGCCAUCGCAGAAAAGCUUGUCGAUCCUGUUGGAGAACAUGCAGGGGACCUUAACGAGAAUGAUGACGGUGAUGACGGAAAUGCAUCGGACGCAGGGGGAGAUGUUUACGCGCAUCUGUAGCAUGCUGAACGACAUGCAUCGGACUCAGGGGGAGAUGUUUACGCGCAUCUGUGGCAUGCUGACGAAUCUGUCGCGCCUUGCAACGGAGAAACACACGCACCGAUUGCCUCACCUACUCUACUUCACUGAAAAAGUGGGGAGAGUGUCGAGGCUUGCGGCAUGGUUUGGUCGCCCACUCGGAAUUCGGCCUUUUCAGCUUCAUCUGAUGUGCGAGUCCAGGGCCAAAUGCCAUGUUGUUGAGAAACAACCAGGCCUGCAAGUAUGGAUCCAGGAGAGAGAGAGAGAAAAUGUAUGGGUCCUAUUAAGGACUACGCUACUCAUCCUAACGGUGCUUAUGGUGUCGGGAUGCGGAGCCAUGGCAGGCAUACAUGCCUUGAUGCCUGAUAUGUCUGCCUUCACAAGUGACUGGUCGAUCGUAGUGUCUGCAACUGCGACGAAAGACAUCGCAACCCUUGGAACGAGUGCCAGGGAUGCUCUGAACGAUUUCAAGGACCGUCUUCAUAAAGGUACGCGAAUGUUUGAUGACGAUCUCGAGGCGGAUUGGAGAAGGGGUGAGGCAUUUCUUUGGCUAGAGAAAAUCCUUUCGCCUCACAAAAUCCAAGAACAGUUUGGAUUAACAUGUGUCAAAUACACGGAUAACAGUUCCAUCGCUUGGAUCUGCCGUGACUGCUUCAAGGAGCACCAUCACGAAAUCGAGCGAUUCACAUGAUUACUUCGAAUCGCCUCUCACUGGGUUUCCAACUUUCCAGUGAGAUCACUUCAAAGUUUGAAGUUUGAACCCCUCCACUACUGCAGGGUUCGCAGCUGCUGGGAUUAGGGCAGGAAUCAUGGCCCAGGUGAAGGGGGUGGAUUUUUUUUUCCGGCCAGGGGGGUGCUGGGGGGGAGCGAAGGGGCGUUGUAGGGAAGGGGCAUCCUGUGGGGGUCAUCCCAAUAGGGCGACCAAAGAAGGCGCUGGCCACUGCUAACUUCUCCUUUUGCAUUUUCUUUUCCCCCGCUUCUCAUUAGUUCAAGCGUAACUUGAUUUUUUUCUUUUCUUUGAAGGCCUUGAUUUCCUCCUCAUCGUCCGUUAAGCAGCUUUUGCAAGGACGCACAAUUCCAAGGACGCGACCCUGGAUCCAAUCCCAAGAG